Molecule: messenger RNA, 2643 nt
Organism: Culex quinquefasciatus (southern house mosquito)
Lineage: Eukaryota; Metazoa; Arthropoda; Insecta; Diptera; Culicidae
Product: cilia- and flagella-associated protein 251
Exons: 11
Coding region: 1-2643 (880 amino acids)
Cellular component (GO): motile cilium
Molecular function (GO): protein binding
Source: RefSeq, a predicted model, not a curated record
AUGGGCGAAAUUGUCCCUUACAAUCCUAUUGAAGACUCGAUCGAUGACCUCCAACACCGCUGUCAACCGUUCGUUUUAGAAUGGAUCUUCGGCUUCAACCCUCGGGUUCCGCUGGUCAACCUAACAACCCGAAAGGACUCCAAAGAACUGGUGAUGGCAUCCGGCAAUGCACUCAUAUUCUACAAGUUGGAGAACCAGACGGAGGUCGCCCAUACCUUGGUUGGUCAUAAAUCCAACGUUACUAUGAUCCUCUCCGACGCGUCCGGGCGGUUCGUAGCGUCCGCCGACAAUCUUUACAGCAUCAACAUCUGGGACCGCGAAGGCAAUCCAGGUGGUGCUCCACUGGCCAUCCGGACCAUCUACGAACCGUUCAAAUCAUCAGAAAUCAACGCCAUCGGGUUGAGCCAAGAUGGCCGCUACCUCGUGGCCGCCUGCAGCGGGUCCCAACAUCUCCUCCAGCUCUGGCAGUGGACCGUCGGCAACGACGCUCCGGACGAUUCCGUUGAACUCCCGCCGCGGUUGGGCAAAAUCAAGAACAUCCGCUUCUGCGCGGACCACGGAAAAAAGAACCACUUCAUAAUAACCCUGGAGAACGCCGUAAUCUUCGGGUACUUCGACCCCCGCAAGCAAAAACUCUUCAUCGAAGUGCCCAAAAAGCACGGCUUCCAGGACUACAACGAUUCGGUCUUCGUGGACGACAGCGCGAGGGCAGUGUCCGUGACGGGCGCCGGAAUGGCCAUCGUGUGGGCCGAUGACAAAAAACUCGACGGACAGCUGAAGAAACAGUUCCUCAAGUAUCUGCACCUGAAGUACGCGUCCAUCAACGUGAUCAAGUGCUGCGACCGGAAGCUGAUCACGGGCGACGACGACGGGGAGAUUCGGUUUUACGACGCGCACAUGCGCAUUUUGUACUGGUUCAAACAGGAAGAUCCGGAACCGAUUCGGACCAUUUCGUUCGGGGUGCUGCCGCGGAAGUACGUUUUUGAGGGGGAUCAGAAUGGAGGAGAAAACGAAGAACAGGAAGUCCUGUGCAUGGAUUCACUGCCGAGGGAUGUGUCGUUGGAAGGUAACCCGGUGAUUGUGAGGAGUUUCAUAAUGGCCACGAAGUCGGGAAGAAUUUACGAUGUUGAUAUUGUGCAAAAUAAGAUUCAGGAGCUGUACUAUCCUUCCGGAAGCAUUAUCACUGCGUUUGACGUCCACCCGAAAGAACAACACCUUUGCUGCUGUGACGGAAACGGAAAGGUUACAAUUUUCGACCUGCAAGAAAAACAACCCAUCAUGAACCUAAACGUCCCAAUCCAGCGAACCCGUCGUGGCCGAAUCACUGCUCUAAACUAUUCACCAUGUGGCACCUUCCUGGUGGGUGGCGCCGAAAAUGGCUACAUUUGGGCGAUUAACCCGGCGACGAUGAUCAUCAGCGAGGACAGCCCGCUGCAGUACAGUUGCGAGAAGAUUCGCCAGCUGGUGUUUGCCCCGGACUCGAAGCUGCUGGUCUUUACCGACGACGAAGGAUCAGUGGGUCUGCUUCAGCGGGAGAACGAAAGCUGGAAGCUGCUGGGCAAAUGUGUUUCACAUAAAACGGUGCAGGUUUUAUUUGUGACACUUUCGAGGUUUCUUUCGGUUGGAGAUGAUCGACAUUUGGUUGAAUACAAAACAGAAAUCGGAGAUAGUGGACGAGUAGAAACAUUUAACAUCACAGAACGAAUCAAAAUUGAACAAUCAGCUCAUACGGUAUCAGCUCUUCUGUUGCCUGAAGAUCGUUUACUCGUGAGCAACGAUCAGCUGAAAUUGAAAAUAUUUGACCUAAAUACGUUUGGCAUUUUGCACACCUUUUUGGGUCCUUUCCUUGAUGGACCUGUUCGAGAGCUGAAUUUGCUUCCAGGUGGCCAUUUCAUCACAUUCAUGACCAACAAGAACCUCUACAUCCAGCAGCUGCCAAUCGAUGGAAAUCCGUUCAAGUACAUGGGAAUGUUUGCCCACCCUAAAUUGCUAAAAGCGAGCCGUCCCAUGAAGGAUCAGCUAAUGUUUUGCUUUGGUGAAGGAGAUCAUGCCAUAAGCAUGUGGAGGAUGAAUACUGUUCCCCUGAUUGAGAACCAGAAACAUUGUGGCCCUGGACUGGAUCCGUUCUGUACGUUGCUUCCCGGUGGGAAAACUGGAUGCUAUGUUAAAGAGAUGUUGAGCCUCUUUUUCUACAAUCAAAUUUCGCCAAAAAAUGGCGAUGAGGAUACGGAAAUUGCGAUCCGUGACGCUAUGGACAUACGGGAUAUUCCAAACUACAUGAGAAGCAUCGGCUUCCAUAUGACGCAAUUUGAGGAAGACAACCUCACCGCGGAAAUCGCCCUCCUCAACACUCCCUCCCUAACCUUCGCCGAGGUGGUCCAACUGUUCCUGAACCAUCGCUCGCUGCUAAACCCCAGCUGCGAGGACAUCCAGGCCGCCCUAACCUGCGUCACCGGUGGCAUCUUCGAGUCGGUGGAGCUGGGCUCCUUUGUGGGGGCGCUCUCGUCGCUGGGCGAACGAAUCGACGCCCGCGAGUUGACGUUUUACGGGGAGGUUCUGUUUCCCGAGUGCGUUCCCAGGGGGGAUGAAGAGGGUGGUUCGUUUUUGGUGCCGCUUGAUGAGUUGGCGGAAAAAUUGUGUUGA